AUGGCGAGGUCGGCAUUCCUGAUUCUGAAUUCAGGCCAGGCUGGCAGACUGCAGUUGAACGCGCAAGGUAAUAACAGUGGUUUGCACAUUUUGCAACCAGCUAGAACUCCGAUUGCCAAAAAUGGUCCAGCGUAUCUCAGGCCGCAGGGUAACUUCAUGCAAUAUCCAAAUACCAAAAAUGGUACUAGUAACCGCUCACUCAUUAACCCCGAUCACAGGCUCUACUGCACAUGCCUGACUCACUUUAAGAUGGAAAACUCGGAUAUAACUUUCAGUCAUUAUUCCAAUCCUACUACUCACACCGCCAUGCGGGGCGCUACUGACCCGGACAUGUCGCAUAAAUUUAAGUCACCUGUGUCGACUGCUCUUCAACACGCCAAUCAGGAGAAGGAGACUUACCGUGACACAUCUCCCAUCCUCAAUGGCGUCGGGGGUGUUGCACAGACUCAGAGUGGCUUGCAGUUGGCGAGAGUCGUCGGUAAGCACAAACCAUAUACCGCAGAGCAGAACCACAAGAUUGAAGUCUGGAAAGAUGUUGACAGAGCCGCAAUGAAGAACUUGAAGAAAGAACACUCAUCGAGUAUAUUACAUGCCACCGAGACUGCUAUCGUGGAGCCCACUAUGGCUCGCCAGAAUUACAAAAGGAAGAUCGACGAUGUUCAAGAUCACGACACCGUCAAGGACUCGGACGUAUAUCAGAAUUUUGCUCCAGUUGUGAAGCGCAUCUGCCAGGAAAAAACAGGCACCGACUGGCAGACAGUUCUCGAUGUAAUUAAAUAUGGUGAAGAACGAGAAAAGUUGGCUGAAGAACGGAUGGCGAAGAAGAGUUGA
Molecule: messenger RNA, 831 nt
Organism: Suillus plorans
Lineage: Eukaryota; Fungi; Basidiomycota; Agaricomycetes; Boletales; Suillaceae
Exons: 4
Coding region: 1-831 (276 amino acids)
Source: RefSeq, a predicted model, not a curated record